AUGGACAACGCAAUCGGGCAGCCCCCGGCGCGUCUGGAUGCCGCUGGCUUCUGGCAGGUCUGGCAACACUUCGACAGGGAAGAAAAAGGUUACAUAAGGAAGACAGAGCUGGAUGCCUUCUUCGACCAUUUGCUGGCAAAAUCUGGCACGGAGGAUGCGCUGAUGCAAGAAAAUGUGCAGAAAGUGAAGCAACAGUUAACAGCCACCCACGGUGUCUCUAAAGAAGGUCGCAUACUGAUGAAAGAGCUGGCCAGUAUGUUCCUAUCCGAGGAUGAAAAUUUCCUCCUGUUCUUUCGCCUGGAAACUCCCUUGGAUAACAGCGUGGAGUUCAUGCAGAUUUGGCGCAAAUACGAUGCGGACAGCAGUGGCUUCAUAUCAGCUGCUGAACUUUGCAACUUUCUCCGAGACCUUUUCCUCCACCACAAAAAGGCUGUUUCUGAGGCUGAACUGGAGGAGUACACCAGCACCAUGAUGAAGAUCUUUGACAAAAACAAAGAUGGCCGUUUGGAUCUUAACGACUUGGCGAGGAUUCUGGCUCUUCAGGAGAACUUCCUUCUCCAAUUUAAAAUGGAUGCAUCGUCUACUGAAGAGAGGAAGAGGGACUUUGAGAAAAUCUUUGCCCAUUAUGAUGUUAGCAAAACUGGGGCCCUGGAAGGCCCCGAAGUGGAUGGAUUUGUCAAAGACAUGAUGGAGCUGGUCCAGCCCAGCAUCAGCGGUGUGGAUCUGGAUAAGUUCCGGGAGAUUCUGCUUCGCCAUUGUGAUGUCAACAAGGAUGGAAAGAUCCAGAAGUCUGAGCUGGCACUGUGUCUCGGGCUGAAAAUAAACCCCUGAUCCCUGACUGCUCUGCUCUCUGCUUAUGUGUGUGGGCUCUUGUGAGAAGUGUGCGCUUGGCUCACACUUAGACCUAGUCAGCAAACCUUUUCAUUGACGCUGCGGUACUCUUGGGCAGAGGGGGGACCCUUGGGUGUUGUUUCCAGAGGCAGCCAUGAUUCAGUCCCAUAGCAAGCCCCCAUGCAGCCUCUUCUGUCUUCCCUCCUUGACCUGUCUCCUCCAGAGCCUCAGUUUACUUGCUGAUCGACUCUGUUCAACCUUCCCCUUCACCUGGUGGAUAGGGGUAGCCCAACCAACCACCUUUUGU
This is a messenger RNA of Alexandromys fortis (reed vole), 1138 nucleotides long. It is a transcript of the gene Scgn, whose product is annotated as secretagogin, EF-hand calcium binding protein. Gene Ontology annotation, molecular function: calcium ion binding. The transcript is spliced from 11 exons. The record is from RefSeq and is a predicted model, not a curated record. NCBI's taxonomy places the organism in Eukaryota, Metazoa, Chordata, Mammalia, Rodentia, Cricetidae. The coding region runs from base 1 to 831 and encodes 276 amino acids. Gene Ontology annotation, biological process: regulation of long-term synaptic potentiation; regulation of presynaptic cytosolic calcium ion concentration. Gene Ontology annotation, cellular component: dendrite; cytosol; nucleus.